Molecule: messenger RNA, 1782 nt
Organism: Carcharodon carcharias (great white shark)
Lineage: Eukaryota; Metazoa; Chordata; Chondrichthyes; Lamniformes; Lamnidae
Gene: l3mbtl1
Product: L3MBTL histone methyl-lysine binding protein 1
Exons: 16
Coding region: 1-1782 (593 amino acids)
Biological process (GO): regulation of DNA-templated transcription
Cellular component (GO): nucleus
Molecular function (GO): protein binding; zinc ion binding
Source: RefSeq, a predicted model, not a curated record
AUGGCAUUUGAUCAGUGCCUAAUAAUAUUCCAUUACUACGACAUCGUUAGGAAUAUCAUUCAUUACUUCACUUGUUUUAUAGCUGUUUUCAAAGUGUAUUUUCUUUUAGCUGCUUCUGUGAUUGGAAAGAACAAAAUUUGGUCUUGGGCUUCAUACUUGGAAGAUGAAAAGGCUAUUGCUGCUCCUGUCAAGCUCUUUCGAGAGUAUCAGUCCUUCCCACAGAAUAAAAAUGGUUUCAGAUCUGGCAUGAAGUUAGAAGGUAUUGAUCCUACGCAUCCAUCCAUGUACUUUGUACUCACCGUGUUUGAGGUUUGUGGUCAUCGUUUGCGACUCCAUUUUGAUGGUUAUUCUGAGUGCCACGAUUUCUGGGUGAACGCUGACUCUCCAGACAUCCACCCUGCAGGCUGGUGUGAGAAGACAGGUCACAGAUUACAUCUUCCUAAAGGGUACAAGGAGGAAGAGUUUAAUUGGCCAAAUUAUCUGAAGAUAACAAAGUCCCAAGCUGCACCAAAACAGCUCUUCAUCAAUCAAAAUACAAUGGUUACCCCUUUGGGAUUUCGUGUUGGAAUGAAACUGGAAGCAGUUGAUAGAAUGAAUCCAUCCCUGAUCUGUGUUGCUACAGUGACAGAUAUAGUUGAAAACAGGUUCCUGGUACAUUUCGAUAACUGGGAUGACACAUAUGAUUACUGGUGUGAUGCCAGCAGCCCAUACAUCCAUCCUGUAGGUUGGUGCCAGCAGCAUGGUAAACCACUGACACCUCCACAAGGUUACCCUCACCCAGAGGAUUUUUCUUGGGAUAGGUAUUUGGAAGAAACUGGAUCUUCUGCUGCUCCUGCUCGUGCAUUUAAAGUUCGUCCUCCACAUGGUUUCCAGAAAAACAUGAAACUGGAAGUUGUAGACAGACGCAAUCCAAUGCUGAUACGUGUAUCCACAAUUGUAGAUGUUGAUGACCACAGGUUAAAGAUCUAUUUUGACGGAUCGAGCCAUGUUUACAAUUACUGGGUAGAUACUGAUAAUCCAGAUAUACAUCCUGCAGGGUGGUGUGCCCGGACAGGACAUUAUCUCCAACCACCAAUUAAAGUAACAGAUUCUUCAGCUGAAUCUGGGCAAAGAGGAUGUCCAACUCCAGGGUGGAAAGCUGUUAAUCAUACAAAGAGCUCUAAAUACACCACUCAUCAUCGUAAGUGCCCAACUCCUGGUUGUGAUGGCUCGGGGCAUGUUACUGGGAAGUUCACUGCCCAUCAUCGUCUGUCAGGCUGUCCAUUAGCUGAAAGGAAUCAAGCAAGGAUGAAGGUAGAGAUGUCAGAUGCAGAAGGCUCUUCCCGAAAAAGAAAUCUCUUGUCGUUUGGUCGAAGAAAGAAAUCAAGACAUCAUGGGAGGAUUGGUCGUCCACCUAAGUAUCAUAAGCUUCAACAAGAGGAAUUAAAAGUCAGCUUUCAGAACUUGCAUCAAUCAGUCUUUAUGUCUGCCAUGUCCCCACAUCCAGCUCGUUCAUUGUCCUUGUGCUGGGAACAACACUGCAAGCUGCUUCCAGGUGUGGCUGGAAUUAGUGCCAGUAAAGUGGCCAAAUGGACUAUCGAAGAGGUGGGAAACUUUGUUCAGACGCUCACUGGCUGCGAGCAACAGGCAAAGCUCUUCAAAGAGGAGUCGAUCGAUGGGGAGGCUUUUCUUCUUCUAACACAGGUGGAUAUAGUGAAGAUCAUGAGCAUUAAACUUGGCCCAGCAUUAAAGAUUUAUAACUCAAUUCUUAUGUUCAAAAGUGCAGAUGAUACUCUAACAUGA